This is a messenger RNA of Myxocyprinus asiaticus (Chinese sucker), 2556 nucleotides long. RefSeq names its product protocadherin alpha-8-like. Gene Ontology annotation, cellular component: plasma membrane. Lineage: Eukaryota; Metazoa; Chordata; Actinopteri; Cypriniformes; Catostomidae. The coding region runs from base 124 to 2556 and encodes 810 amino acids. Gene Ontology annotation, biological process: homophilic cell-cell adhesion. The record is from RefSeq and is a predicted model, not a curated record. Gene Ontology annotation, molecular function: calcium ion binding. The transcript has 2 exons.
CGUAUGGACAUAAUUGUGCUGGCGUUACAAAGAAGUGAUUUAUUUUGAAUAAGCCAGUUCUAUACGACGUCUUUAAAUGUACUAUUUAGCUGUGGGGGAAAUAUUUGUCUUUUAAUUUUCGCGAUGGGAGAUGCACGACAAAGGCGCAAAUCGGAGUCCUGGUGGAUUGUUCUCUGUUUGCUAUUUCUACUGAGCGUCGGGCGGCAGGUUUCAGCUCAGAUAAGAUACUCUGUUCCAGAGGAGGUGAAAGAGGGAUCUGUUGUUGGAAAUAUCGCUAAGGAUUUGGGUCUUGACGUGAGUACUUUGGUGAACAGACGGUUCCGUAUCGUUUCUGGAUCGAAGGAUGCUCCUUUUCAGGUAAAUCAGAACAAUGGAAUUCUAUACAUUCAAAAUAGAAUCGACAGAGAAGAGCUGUGUGCCGACAAUGACGUUUGUCAAGUGAAUCUCAAAAUUGCUAUUGAAAAUCCUCUCGAAAUUCAUUAUGUGGGUAUUGAGGUUACGGACAUCAAUGAUCAUGCACCGGUUUUUCCCGAGAAAGAACACAUUUUGAAGAUCGCCGAAAAUACUUUAACCGGGGCUGAUUUCCAGUUGCUCGCAGCCCGCGACCCAGAUUCCGGAGGAAACUCUGUUCGUACAUAUAAACUGAGUCAUAACGAACAUUUUGAAUUAGAGAUUAGAGAUGGCGGAGAGGACAAUAAAAUCCCCAUUCUUAAACUGCAAAGACCCCUUGAUAGGGAGCGACAUAGUAAGCACCAGUUAGUAUUAACUGCUCUCGACGGUGGGAAUCCACCGAGAUCAGGCGUCAUGAACAUAACAAUAACAGUAAUUGAUAUAAAUGAUAACAGACCAGUGUUCAGUAAAGAUGUUUACUCAGUUACAAUUACUGAAAAUCUCCCCAUAGGGAACGUGAUAUUACAAGUCAACGCCACAGAUGCAGAUCUGGGGUUGAAUGGUGACAUACUGUAUUCAUUUGUCAGCAACUUAAAGAGAAAGGUGUAUGACACAUUUGAAAUAGACAGAAAAACUGGUGAAAUUCGUGUUAUAGGUGUUGUUGACUAUGAAGAAACAGAAGUAUACAGAGCUGACGUCACAGCCUCAGACAGCGCAGAACCACCCAUGGCCACAAAUUGUAGAGUUAUAAUAAAAGUUACUGACAUAAACGACAAUACACCAGAAAUCGAGGUCACAUCACUCUCAAAUCUAGUCCCUGAGGAUUCUAAACCGGGAACUGUAAUUUCAUUGAUUAGUGUUACGGAUAAAGAUUCUGGUGUUAACGGAAAAAUAGUGUGCAGGCUGCCUGAAGGCGCUCCAUUUGAGUUAAAACCCUCGUUUCAGGAAAAUAUGUAUUCGCUUGUGACGCAAGGGACUUUAGAUAGAGAGUUAGUUACGCAUUAUGAUAUCACAAUAACGGCCACUGACCUAGGACAGCCUCCUCUGUCCUCAGUGAAGACUUUAAGCGUAGAUGUGUCAGAUGUGAACGACAACAGUCCAGAGUUUCCUCAAAAUCCUCUCGAGCUUUUCUUAUUUGAAAAUAAUCCACCCGGAGCAUCUAUUUUUGCUGUUAGCGCACUAGACAAAGAUAUAAAUGGAAAUGCUGUAAUUUCUUAUCACAUAAUUAGAGGUGAUGGAACAAAAGGCGACAUGGCGUCAUUUCUGAACGUUCAUUCAGAAACGGGAGCUAUCUAUGCCCUUAAAAGUUUUGAUUUUGAAACCAUGAAAACUGGCCAGUUCCACUUGCUCGCUACAGACUCUGGAAGUCCAUCUCUGAGCAGUAACGUGACAGUGAACGUGUUUAUUCUGGAUCAGAACGACAAUGUUCCAGUGAUCUUAUAUCCAGUCAGUGCUAACGGUUCUGCUGAGGGUGUGGAGGAGAUUCCCCGCAAUGUGAACGCAGGUCAUUUGGUGACUAAAGUCAGAGCCUAUGACGCAGAUAUCGGAUACAACGGCUGGUUAUUAUUUUCACUGCAGGAAGUUAGUGAGCACAGUCUGUUUGGUUUGGACCGCUAUACAGGACAGAUAAGGACCCUUCGCUCAUUCACAGAAACAGACGAGGCCCAGCAGAAACUGGUCAUACUGGUCAAAGACAAUGGGAACGUGUCACUCUCAGCAACAGCGACUGUGAUUGUCAAAGUCGUGGAGCCCAAAGAGGCUUUUGCAGCUUCUGAUGUGAAAAACGCAGUAAAAGACGAGGAGGAAAACAACGUGACGUUUUAUUUGAUCAUCACUUUGGGCUCGGUUUCAGUGCUUUUUCUCAUCAGUAUCAUCGUGUUGAUUGUAAUGCAGUGCUCCAAAUCUACAGACUGUUCAUCCAAGUAUUUACAAGAUGCAAAUUACGACGGGACUCUGUGUCACAGCAUCCAGUACAGAUCUGGAGACAAACGAUACAUGUUAGUUGGACCCAGAAUGAGUAUCGGUUCUACUAUAGUCCCGGGCAGUAAUGGGAAUACUCUAGUGAUACCAGAUCGCAGGAGCAGGAGAGAUUCUGGAGAGACACCUAAGGGCGCUCUCGCCGGCACCACGCGUUGUGUAGUACCGCACAUGUUGUGUAGCAUUUAA